CGCCUCAACAUCGCCGCGGCUCGGCUCGAGAGGAGCCGCGCGCGAUCUCUGGCUCGCUCCCUCGUGCAGUCUCUCUCGAGUGGCCGCAGCGCUGGCGGCGACGCCGGCCGCGGCCGAGGCUCCGGGCGGUUGAGGCCCCUGGCCGCGAUGUCUCGCCCGCACGUGCGGUACGACCGCUGCGACUACCGCGGCCGCAAGGAACGGGGCUCCGUCGACGCCAUGAGCGACAGCAGCAGCUGCAGCAGCAGCAGCAGCGGCGGUGGCGGCGACCACCACUACCACCACCACCACUUCCAGCUUCAACAUCAGCAGCAGCACAACAACCACCACCACCACGGCUCGGGGAGACCUGGGUUGCUACCGCUGCCAACCAGUGCGCCAAGCAUUCCGUCGCUCAUCCCUGCUGGGAUGGGGCCCCUCAAACCGCCGACGCACGCAGCGCGCACGGCGGAGGGUGGAGGAGCUCCUUCGAGGGCAGCGAUGGGAACCGGGGGCCAGUGGACGCAGACCUCCACGGCAGCCCAGGGGCUCCACUGGAGCACCCAGGAGCCUCCCGCCAAGCAGAUGCGCGAGAGCAACGGUGUCACCUGGAUCUCCACGGUGCCCACCCUCAUGUCAGUACCGCCCCCGGUCUCCUACGCGGUGAUGCAGCAGCAGCAGCAGCCCCAGCCCGGCUACGCGGCACACGCCGCGCUAGCGCCGACGCUCGUCAGCGCCCCCUCGCCCCAGAUGUCCCUGCUGCCUCCGCCGCCACCGCCGUACCCAGUCGCUGCCCUGCAGCAUCCGCCGGCAAACAUGACCGCACCCAUGCACCACCCCCACCACAACCACCAGCAGCACCACCACCACCCCCACGCCUUGUACCCGCUGGGGCCAGCGCCGGCGCUACCGCACGCCGCCGGUGGUCUGCCACUACCGCCACAACCGCAGCAGCAACUGCAGCAACUGCAGCAGCAGCAGCCGAUGUUGCAGCUGCCACCCCUCACGGCUGUUGGCAGCGGCCUAGCAGGGGGCGACCCGGGGCAGCCCUACGGUUACGGCUACCCCGGCCUCGCGCUGCUGCCCAUGCCGCAGCACGGCGCCCAUUCCCAGCAGCAGCAGCUGCUGCUGCCGCCGGUCGCCAACGGGCAGCACGGGCAGCACGGGCAGCACGGGCAGCACGGGCAGCCGCCCGCCGCGUACGCCCAGCCGCAGCAGCAGCCGCCGCCGCCACCGGUCAACGGGGCGCCUGCCUCCGCGCCGGCCCAGCCGCCGGCGUAUCCGCACGCCGCGCCGGCGAAAGAGGCGACGGCCGGGAGGCCGCAGCGAGCGGAUGACGAGCAGCAGCAGCAGCUCCUGCGAGUGACAGCGAGCGGCGAUUACGAGUUCACCGACCCGGCCCACCCCAGAGGACUCUUCGCAAGACCAUCCGGAAGUCGUCGUCGGUUGCGGAACGGGGGGCCACGCACAGGUCAGGGCUCGUCGCCGGUUGCCAAAAAACUGCUGCAGGCGUUGAAUGAACAACGGCAGGAAGGAGCGUUCACUGACCUGAGACUAAGUGUGAAGGGACGCGUGUUCCGGGCACACCGUAAUAUCCUAGCGUCCUGCAGCUUGUAUUUGAAGCAGCUGAUCAAAAGCGCCACGGAGGAGCGGGAGAAAGCGAGCAGAGCGGCUGCGGCUGCGGCUGCGGAGGACGGGGCGGGCGACGGCGCGGACGGGGAGACGGCGGCGGCGACGGACGGCGCCGUGCGCGCCGCGACCCCCGGGGAGCCCCUGAUGCUGGAGGUGCCCGGGCUGGAGGCGGAGGCGCUGGAGCUGCUGCUGGAGUUCGUGUACACCGGCUCGCUGCUCAUCAACGCCGUCAACGCACGCGCCCUGCUGGAGGCCGCCAGCAAGCUGCAGUUCGGCACCUUCUGCAGGGUCUGCAGCGCUUUCCUGGAGAAGCAGCUGUCGGCCGCCAACUGCCUCGGCCUGCAGGCCAUGGCGGAGGCCAUGGGGUGCCCCGAGCUGGCGGGCCGUGCGCGCACCUUCGCGCUGCACCACUUCGCGGCGGUGAGCGCCCAGGAGGAGUUCCUGCACCUGGGCAAGGACGAGCUGGUGGCUUACCUGUCGGGCGACAGCCUCAACGCCGGCGCCGAGGAGGGCGUCUACGAGGCGGCGCAGCGCUGGAUCCGCAGGGAGCCCGGCGAGCGCAUGCAGUUUGCGGCCGAGGUCCUGGCGGCCGUGAGGCUGCCCUUCAUCCAGCCGACGUACCUCCUCAACGUGGUGGACAACGACGAGAUGGUGAAGGGCUCGGAGGCGUGCAGGGACCUCGUCAACGAAGCCAAGCGCUACCACAUGCUCCCGCACGCGCGCCAGGCCAUGCAGACGCCGCGCACGAGGCCCCGGCUCCUGGCCGGUGUGACGGAGGUGAUCGUGCUGGUGGGCGGGCGCCAGGCGGAGGGCACGAACCACCACGCGCUCACGGCCGUCAGCUGCUACGACCCCCACACGUGCCGCUGGCACCCACUCGCCAGCCCGCCCUUCUACGACCGCGAAUUCUUCAGCGUCGUGGGCAGCGGCGACAACAUCUACGUGCUGGGCGGCGUGGAGGGAGGCGUCAUCCUGCCCGACAUCUGGUGCUACUCGUCCGGCACGGACGCGUGGGGCCUGGUGGCGCGCACUGCCGUGCCGCGCUGCCGCCACAGCGGCCUCGUCGCCGACGGGAAAAUCUACUCGCUGGGCGGCCUGGGCGCCGCGGGCAACCUGGGCCACUGCGAGAGGUACGACGCUCAGACGAACCGCUGCGAGGUUCUCUCCCCGCUGCCCAAGGCCGUCCACUCGGCCGCCGCCGCCGUCCACGGCGACAAGGUGUACGUGUUCGGCGGCGCCGGGGACACCGGCCGCUCGGCCAACGUCAUGCAGUCCUACCUGCCGCGCACCAACACUUGGAGCUUCAUCGAGACGCCCAUGAUCGACAAUAAGUACGCCCCGGCCAUUCUGCUCAACAAGCUGAUUUACAUUCUCGGCGGCGCCUUCAGCCGCGCCACCACCAUCUACGACCCGGAGAAGGAGAACAUCAAGUCUGGACCCAACAUGCACUUCAACCGCCAGUUCAGUAGCGCCGUGGUGCUCGACGGCAAGAUCUACGUACUGGGAGGAGCGGCGAGCACCGACGGCCCCGGCCUCGCCAGCAUGGAGGUGCUGGACCCGCAGACCAACAGCUGGACCGUCGUUCCCAACCUGCCGGGCCCCGUCUACCGGCACGGCUGCGCCGUCAUCAAGAAGAACCUGCUGCACUCCAGCGCCUAGGCGCGGCGUGACGGCCUGCCGCUCGCACCGUCGUCGCUGGCAGGCCCGGGGUGGCGGUGGGGAGAGGGCGCUAGCGGUUUACAACGCCCGCCCGCGUGCAGUUUUGCACAAUUGGAGCAGCUUCCCCGCGAAUAUUCUCAGAUUUUGUGGGAGAUGACGCGCGGGACGUGGGGGGGGGGAAGACUCUGCGGCUUAACGGCAAAAGAAGAACGUUGGGCGAGAUGGACAGCGUUGAGAUGAAGUGGAACUUCUUUUUUAAAACACUAUAUUUAUACACACUCUAUAUAUCGAUAUACAGUAUAUACAUAUUGAGAGAGCAAAAUAAACUUUAACAAAUAUAACUAUUCGUACCAUCUUUUACGGUAGACGUGCGGCCGUGUGUAAUGUGCAAUGGUGGUUCAGACACACGCGUUGUCUACAGAGUCGGGAGUGGAACAGGCCAGGGGGUAGGCUCCAUCUGUGGCUGUCUCCAUUUUGACACAAUUAUAGCGCAUGCGCUUCAAUGCUGGAAUGUCAAAACUCAACCUUAAGGCUCUGACAUCUGUUACUCCAGGAUGCAGGGGCUGAGCGAGACAGGACAUGUGUUCAUAUUCUUAGGUUUUUUUCGGUAGUCACGUAGGUAAAAAAGUAAAAAUUAAUAAAAGUAAAAUAAAAUACUUGAUACAGCAAUCGUGCUGUGACGGUUCCACCUGAAGACGUGUUGCCUCCGAAACGUCGUGAUUUUUAUUUUAUUUUACUUUUAUUAAUUUUGUACCUACGUGACUUUACCGAAAAAAACCUAAGAAUAUGAAUCCUUGCAGUCACGAAAGCUUCAAAUCUAGAAAGACAUGUGUUCCCAAUUUCAGCACCACGUCUUUACGUUGGCACGGUGGUCUUGUAAGCGUAUUCCGUAAUACAAAGGACUCCGUCUAGAGCUGGUUUUACUUGUUAAGCCGAUAUACAGAAUGUUAUUAUUUUUAACGAGAUCUAGUUUCACCAAAUCUAUUUCCACACAUCUACGAUGCAUACACACCCACACUUAUAUCUAUACAGCACACACACACAGCACAAUUUGGAAUGGCUAUGUAGCUUGGUGCAUCCCGAAAAAAAAUCAAUCGCGUGCAUGCAACGCCUUUUGAGGACGAAUUUGCUUCGAUGCUGCAACGCACCGAAACGAGCGCGCAACGUUUGGCCAAUGAGUGCCGAGGUGUAAAUCGUGUCAGUAGCUUCGCACUGGGAAACCCUAGGAGUUGAUGAGGACUAACGAAAGAGUCCGCACGUCGCACAGGCGCGCACGGCGAGUAACGCAGAAGCGUUCCGCACACGGCGGGAGCUUCCCACACGUCCCAGUGCCCCUACCGCAUCAAAACAACACGGCACGGUUUCACCGUGGGCCCUGUGCGCAGUGGCAAAAGACAUCAGAGGAAUGCAAUAUCAAAGGAAUGAAAGCAGACAAUGCCCCGUGUUUGAAAAUAGAACUCGAUAUAGGGCGAGUAUUAACGUCCUUCCACUCGCAAGAUGUGUUCCGACGAGUCAAGCCUUGAACUUGUCAUCCCCGCACGUCAUUGUAUUGGUGUCGAGAUUAUCCGGCUCGGAAAAUGAAUGUCACAUCCACUCAAUCCGAGCCCUAGCCAUGGUCCCCGUGCACUCCGCAAUCUCUGCGCGAAUCGUUAAGAGGCCAGACAUCCGCUAUGUACGUCUCGCCAACACAAACGCGC
Lethenteron reissneri (Far Eastern brook lamprey) is the source of this 4967-nucleotide messenger RNA. RefSeq names its product kelch-like protein 29. The record is from RefSeq and is a predicted model, not a curated record. Gene Ontology annotation, molecular function: protein binding. NCBI's taxonomy places the organism in Eukaryota, Metazoa, Chordata, Hyperoartia, Petromyzontiformes, Petromyzontidae.